GGCGACCCCCGGCGCGCCCCGGGUUCAAAGGCCCCGCGCGGCAGCCCCAGCCCCUCCGGGGGGCGGGGAGGCGAGGGGGUGGUGCGGGCGCCAGAAAAGCCCGAGCCCACAGCCGGCCCGGCGCGGCGAUGGGCAGCGCGCUCUGACGCGUGUGAGCGGCGCAGCCAACUCCCGGCCGGGGCGCGGGGCGCAGCGAGCGAGCGAGCGAGCGCCGGCCUCGGACCCCGCGGCCGGAGGGCGAGGCCGCCGCGCCGGGCCCAGCGCCCUUUCUCGGCCACAGGCGUCCGUGCCCCCGGCCCGGUGCCCCGCGCCCGAUCGGGGUUCAUGGAGCCGGGGCUGUGGCUCCUGUUCGGGCUCACGGUGACCUCCGCCGCAGGAUUGGUGCCUCGCCCCCAGCCUGGGGACGCUGGCAGGAGCGGCAUGCCUGGGGCCCCGCCUGCAGCCAGAUCCGAGGGGGACCUCGAGGACGCCGUGGCCACUACAGCAGUGCAGAGUCCAAGUCCCAGAAGCCCUGGGCAGGAGCAGGAGCCAGGGCGGUUUGGGGAACAGGCGCCCGAGGGGGGUCCUGUGCACCGCCGAGCGAGACGCUGCACGUGUUUCACCUACAAGGACAAGGAGUGCGUCUACUAUUGCCACCUGGACAUCAUCUGGAUCAACACUCCUGAACGGACCGUGCCCUAUGGACUGUCCAACUACAGAGGAAGCUUCCGGAGCAAGAGGUCCGCGGGGCCGUUCCCGCAGAGCCCACAGCCGUCCAAGCGGACGCUGCGCUGCGCUUGUGUGCGGAGUUGGGACAGCGCCUGCCUGCACUUCUGUACCCGCACCCUGGCCGUCAGCAGGAACUCAAGGACAGCAGAAAAUCCUGACGAAGAGGAACAGCCAGCCGGCGGUGCCGAUGGAGGCCUGCGUCCGAGGAGCAAAGAUGUGUGGUGCACCUGCGACAUGCCGGGCAGCGCUCUGGAAGUCGGGGACGUGGGAGGGGACAAGGCGGAGGGGCUGCGUUUGCGGAACUUACAGAAUGUGGGGAGCUGACCGCAGACAAAUACACUCGUCCCCCCUCCCCCAUGGGGGCUUCAUUCCAGAUGGACCACGGACACGCCCAUAGGUACUGCAUUUUCCCCUACACACACACACACACACACACACACACACACCUCUACCAGGAUGUCGCAUUGAUAAAUCAGGCACAGGGAGAGAGUAACUAUGAUACCUGGUCAUAAAGUAGGACAAGUAUGGCAAUCUCCUGUAAUAAAAGUCACGUGAGUGUGGUCUCUCUUUCUCUCCCAAAACGUUGGGUUUGUACUCACCCCCCUUGUGACGAGGAGAGGUGGUAAAAUGCUGCGUGAAGAUGUGAGUGAGCUGAAUACACAGGCCUGUGACACAGCGUGAGGUUACUGUUGUCCUCCUGACGCUGUGUCGGAAGGAGGAACAUCUACUUCCGGGCCGUGGUUGACUGUGGGUAACUCAGGAAAGCAGGGUCGGGACAGGAAGUGCCAGGGCUGGGGGUUGCAGUUUGGGAUUGGGUGGACAGGGCGGUCUCCUUGGCAGAAUGAUCUGCAGGAAGUCAAGGGGUGAGCCAGGGGGAUGAUGAAGGGGAGGAGAGUUCAGGGAGGGAGAACAGUAAGUGCAAAGGUCCUGUGGUAGGAAUAUGCUGGGUCUGUUCAAGGAAGGCCAGAGAGCCCCGCACGGAAAAAGCGUGAAGUUGCUUUUGCUGUCGCUGCUCUUAACUGUUCCACUGAACGUCCAGAAGGUGAGGAAGCAUGCACACGUGUCCCCACUGGGGCCUGGAAAGGAGACUCUUCCCAGGUUUUCACGAUUCACGUAAAGCUCCUGUAAGAAGCUUUACAUGGGAAGAGAAGUCUUUUCUUAUAAGCCACGGUCCCUGCUUUCUUGCAAGACUCGACUUAAUAAUUCCCAGAUAAGCAUUCUCAGAUUGGAAGCUGCCACCGUCCUGAGCUUGUGAUAAUCAAAGACGGGACCAGGCUGUGGGGCACCUCCCAGCGGCCGCCUCUGCUGGUGUGAUUCAUUCACGCCUUCCUGGGUGGGUGGCAGGCUCUGAAAUUGCCACGAAGCGCUGGUGGGAAGGGUCACUUCAGAGCAGGGGACAGGGCUAGAGAGGGAGCCGAGAGUUGUCCCCUUUUCCAGCCGGUAAGAGCUCUCCUUCAUAACGUACCUCUUUUUCUCUUUUGCCCCUUUCUCCAAGAUAGGCUGAAGUCCGGGACCGACCAAGCGAGCAGGCCUUAGGCCUCUGGCAUCACGUGCUUGCCCGGCGGUGGGCCCCCCGCGCUCUGCCUCCCCCUCUGCUGUGUCAGGAACCCCUGCGGACACAGGCCAGCAGCACCCCGUUUCUGGGAGGCCUCAGUUUCCGCUCCUUCCCGGUUCACGUUCCCAGCCUCUUGGAGGACCAGGAUGAGUUUUGCCUGGUGGGGGGAAAACCCACUCAGAAGGUCCACACUUAACAGUACACCCCUCACCCAAGAAUGCCCCAGCCCCAACGACCCGGUUUCUGUAAUGGGUAAAAUGAUCCCAGAUGUGCCCUAGAGCCUGACGCCUGCGGCUCGGGUUUCAUGCAGGAAAUUGUUUUUGGAGCGCCGUGGCACAUCCAGCCGCUUGCUGGCUUUUCACUUCUCUUGGAGUAUAAGUGGGCUCCAGGCUGACUUUGCAAAUGUAAACAUGCGUCCCCUUAUAACCGAUGCGGCGGGAGCAUGCGACGCUCCCGUCCUGACAUCCAGAAGGCACGCGCUGUGGACUAGGGAGGGCGCCAGGCAUCGAUUUUGAAUGUGGAGCGUAGCUUUGCAGGAGUUGAGGACUUUGAAGCUUCUAGGAGGAUUUAGACAGCGAUUUUCAGGUGUGCACGGUACCCACUAAAAGAAUGUAUCUUUGAGAAAGAGAGGACAAGAGAAAAAACAAACCUUGAUGUUUGUGACGAGGAAAGAAGAACACGAGUAUGUGUGGGCUUUGAACCCGCACGACACGUGCGGCUGCGAGCCUGUCCUCGAUCAGGUGACCUUCUGAGCCCUCUGCGGACAGGCAGGCCAGGCACUUCCCAGAGAGCCGCAGUAAAAGCCGCCGGCCUCCCCUCCAGGCCAUUUGGGUGAAUAUUCGCUUUCAUGAACAAAUGUGGAUCUUUGGGGAACGGCUUCAAAAUAAGCCACAAAUGCAAACUCUUUGUAAAUUAUGUAAAUUCCUAUUUAUCUAUGUAAUUGGCAACCACUGGGGAUUGUAACGCCCCGCAGGUCGCGAUCUGUUUCCGCUGUGCUUUUUACGGCCGGCCCAAGAUUACCGUGCGUAUCCAGCAAAGUAUUUGGUGCCAACGUCAUUGAUGCAGAUGCCCCCCCCCCCACACACACACACCCGCCCCCAGCUGGCAGAGAGAUGAGAACCCACAUGGGAGGCAUGCCCAGGUCACCACGCGGGGAAAUUUAAGGUGGUGAACGACAGAGCGUUGGCCUUGACCAAAUGCUAAAUUCUGCGUGCGUUAUUUCAUGAGCUCUUACGGAUAGAAAAGGGAGUACCUAUCACCCGGAAAAGGAGGGCAGUGCUUUGCUAGCAGGACUGUGUACAGUUUAGAGAAGCAACUAUUUAUUGUGAAACUCUUUAUUUCGAUUCCUUUAUGUGGAUCUGUUCAAAGUAAAGCCACUGUGUAUAUAUAGACAGAUUUUAAAUUGUGUUCUGGAUCCAAACACAUAUUCCUUAGAGCUUGAGUUACAUUUUUAAAACGCAUAGGCACCGUUUGGCUCUGUGGCAGGAUGCUAUCUUGGAGAGAAAUUCAUCCGUUGUGCUAACACUCAGAAAAUACUAACUGUCAAAUGCAUAAUAAAAAAAAAAUCUAGAA
Messenger RNA from Leopardus geoffroyi (Geoffroy's cat), 3835 nucleotides. RefSeq names its product endothelin 3 (gene EDN3). The transcript is spliced from 5 exons. Gene Ontology annotation, cellular component: extracellular region. The record is from RefSeq and is a predicted model, not a curated record. Gene Ontology annotation, molecular function: hormone activity; endothelin B receptor binding. Gene Ontology annotation, biological process: regulation of systemic arterial blood pressure by endothelin; intracellular calcium ion homeostasis; vein smooth muscle contraction. NCBI's taxonomy places the organism in Eukaryota, Metazoa, Chordata, Mammalia, Carnivora, Felidae. Bases 325 to 1032 code for a protein of 235 amino acids.